CUGAAGGGGAUCGAUCUGGACCUGCCCCGCAACCGGCUGAUCGUGGUGUCGGGGCCGAGCGGUUCGGGCAAGUCGUCGCUGGCGUUCGACACCGUGUUUGCCGAAGGGCAGCGGCGCUACGUCGAAUCCCUGUCGGCGUACGCCCGGCAGUUCCUGGGACGGCUGGACAAGCCGGACGUCGACUUCAUCGACGGCCUGUCGCCGGCGAUCUCGAUCGAGCAGCGCACCGCACAGCGCAACCCGCGCUCCACGGUCGGCACGGUAACGGAGAUCUACGACUAUCUGCGGCUGCUGUUCGCCCGCACCGGCCGCCCGCAUUGUGCCGACUGCGGAGCGGCGAUCAGCGAACGGUCCACCGACCAGAUCGUCGACGCCAUCGUCUCCCUGCCGGCCGGCUCGCGGAUCAUCCUGCUGGCGCCGGUGGUGCGCGAUCGCAAGGGACAGCACCGUGCCGUGUUCGAGGACGCGAUCAAGGCGGGAUUCGUGCGGGUGCGCGUGGACGGCCGCAUCCACUCCCUGGACGAUAUUCCGGAACUGGACCGGAACACGACACACACGAUAGAGGUCGUGGUAGAUCGGCUGAUCGGCAAGCCGGACGUGGACAAGCGCGUGGCCGGCUCGGUGGAGACGGCGCUGGAGGUGGGCUCGGGCCAGCUCAUCGUCCUGCGGGACGGCGACGGGGGCCCGGUCGAGCAGCGGUUCUCGCAGACCAGCUCCUGCGCCGAGUGCGGCGCACCGUUUCCGGAGCUGGAGCCGCGGCUGUUCUCAUUCAACAACCCGCACGGGGCCUGUCCGUCGUGCUCCGGACUGGGAGUCAGUCUGGAACUCGAUCGCGACCUGAUCGUUCCCGACCUGAGCAAGUCCUUCGACGAGGGCGGCAUCGCCACGCACAAUCCGCGUGCCAAGUGGACCCGAUCGCUGUUUCGAGCGCUCGCCCGGCACUGGGGCUUCCGGCUCGACACCCCUGUGGGCGAGUUGCCGUCCGUCGUUCUGGACGCGCUGCUGUUCGGCGCCGGCGACCGCAUUCAGGUCGAGCACCGCACCGCGUCAAAGGCCAGCUAUCGCUAUGCGACCACCUAUCGCGGCGUGAUUCCCGAUCUCAAGCGACGCUACCUGCAGACCGCCUCCGAGAACGUCAAGCGGUGGCUGGAAGGGUUCAUGCGCGAGCAGCCGUGUGAUGCCUGCGGAGGCCGGCGGCUGCGCCCGGAAGCGCUGGCCGUGGAGGUGACCGGUCACAGCAUCGAUCAGGUCACGGCCCUGUCGGUGUCGGCGGCUCUGGACUACGUGCGCCGAGUACGCGAUGAGAGCGGCGGCGACUGGGCCAAGGUGGCCGGCCAGCUCGUCAAGGAGAUCGGUGAUCGGCUGGAGUUCAUGGCCAGCGUGGGACUGUCGUACCUCACCCUGGAUCGCGGCGCCUCCACGCUGUCCGGCGGCGAGGCGCAGCGCAUCCGUCUGGCCACCCAGAUCGGCUCAGCGCUCGUCGGGGUGCUCUACGUGCUGGACGAGCCGACCAUCGGCCUGCACCAGCGGGACAACGACCGGCUGCUGCGUACCCUGUUUCGGCUGCGUGAUCGCGGCAAUACGCUGCUGGUGGUGGAGCAUGACGAGCAGACGCUGCGCAGCGCCGACUAUCUGGUCGAUCUGGGACCGGGCGCGGGCGAGUACGGCGGCCGGGUAGUGGCGUGCGGCGCGCCGCCAGAGGUGCAGGCGCAGGACCGGUCCGUGACCGGACGCUACCUGGCCGGGCGGGAAGUGAUCCCGACGCCGCCGCAGCGGCGGCAGCCGACCGGCGGGCUGACCCUGCGCGGUGCGGCCGCCAACAACCUGCGCGGACUCGACGUAUCGCUGCCGCUGGGAGCGCUGACGGUCGUGACCGGGGUGUCCGGUUCGGGCAAAUCCAGCCUGGUGUCGGAUCUGCUGGGUCCUGCCCUGCGCGCGGGUCUGGACGGCCGGCGGUUGCCGCCGGGCCUCGGCGGGAUAGACGGCUGCGAGCAGAUCGACAAGGUGAUCGAGAUCGAUCAAGGCCCGAUCGGCCGCACCCCGCGCUCCAAUCCGGCCACGUACGUGGGACUCUUCACGCCGAUCCGCGAGCUGUUCGCGGCCCUGCCGGAAGCGCGGGCCCUCGGCUAUCGGCCCGGACGGUUCUCCUUCAACGUCGCCGGCGGCCGCUGCGAGAACUGCGCAGGCGACGGUCAGAUCAAGAUCGAGAUGCACUUCCUGCCGGACGUGUUCGUGACCUGCGACGGUCGCAACAUCGACGAAGUGCUGAGGAUGUCGGUCACGGAGGCGGCGGAGUUCUUCAGACACGUCCCGCAGGUCGCGCGCAGGCUGAGCACGCUGCAGGAUGUGGGUCUGGGGUACCUGCGGCUCGGGCAGUCGGCGCUGACCCUCUCCGGCGGCGAGGCGCAACGCGUGAAGCUGUCCCUGGAGCUGUCGCGCCGCGACACCGGCCGCACCAUGUACCUGCUCGACGAGCCGACGACCGGGCUCCACUUCGUCGACGUGCGGCAGCUGCUGGCCGUGCUGCAGCGGCUGGUCGACAAGGGCAACACCGUGGUGGUCAUCGAGCAUCACCUGGACGUCAUCAAGCAGGCCGAUCACGUCAUCGAUCUGGGGCCGGAAGGCGGCAUGGACGGCGGGGAACUGGUCGCGACCGGGACCCCGGAGCAGGUAGCCCGCCACGAGGGCAGCCACACCGGCCGCUACCUGAAGGAGGUGCUGUGA
Messenger RNA from Geodia barretti, 2724 nucleotides. NCBI's taxonomy places the organism in Eukaryota, Metazoa, Porifera, Demospongiae, Tetractinellida, Geodiidae. The record is from the annotation of a GenBank genome assembly.